Ceratotherium simum simum (southern white rhinoceros) is the source of this 3168-nucleotide messenger RNA. The record is from RefSeq and is a predicted model, not a curated record. NCBI's taxonomy places the organism in Eukaryota, Metazoa, Chordata, Mammalia, Perissodactyla, Rhinocerotidae.
AUGACGGCGGUGCCACUGACCAAGACGAGCAACCCUGCAGAGGAGCAGCUCCGGGCACAGUUUAAGAGAUCUGGCCUGGACGCAUUACGUUUGAAGCGCCCAUCUGCCAUCCAAGUGAAGGUGCCAAGAAGCGAGUUGCCCGUGUGUGCGAGCUGCGGCCAAAAGAUCUAUGACGGCCAGUACCUCCAGGCCCUGGACGCUGACUGGCAUGCAGACUGCUUCAGGUGUUGUGAGUGCAGUGCGUCGCUUUCGCACCAGUACUAUGAGAAGGAUGGGCAGCUCUUCUGCAAGAAGGAUUACUGGGCCCGCUACGGCGAGUCUUGCCACGGGUGCUCGGAGCACAUCACGAAGGGGCUGGUCAUGGUGGCCGGGGAGCUGAAGUACCACCCCGAGUGCUUCGUGUGCCGCACGUGCGGGGCCUUCAUCGGUGACGGGGACACCUACACGCUGGUGGAGCACUCCAAGCUGUACUGCGGGCACUGCUACUAUCAGACCGUGGUGACCCCCGUCAUCGAGCAGAUCCUGCCUGACUCCCCCAGCUCCCACCUGCCCCACACCGUUACCCUCGUAUCCAUCCCAGCCUCAGCUCAUGGCAAACGUGGCCUCUCGGUGUCCAUCGACCCCCCGCACGGCCCACCGGGCUGCGGCACGGAGCACUCCCACACCGUCCGCGUCCACGGAGUGGACCCAGGCUGCAUGAGCCCAGAUGUGAAGAAUUCCAUCCACGUUGGAGACCGGAUCCUGGAAAUCAAUGGCACGCCCAUCCGGAACGUGCCCUUGGACGAGAUUGAUCUGCUGAUCCAGGAAACCAGCCGCCUGCUCCAGCUGACUCUGGAGCACGACCCCCAUGACACAGUGGGCCAUGGGCUGGAGCCUGAGCCCAGCCCUCUGAGCUCCCCAGCUCACACUCCCAUUGGGGAGGCGGGCAGCUCUGCCCGGCAGAAGCCCAUCCUGAGGAGCUACAGCAUCGACAGGUCUCCAGGUGCCGGCUCGCUGGGCUCCCCGGCCUCCCAGCGCAAGGACCUGGGUCGCUCUGAAUCUCUCCGCGUGGUCUGCCGGCCACACCGCAUCUUCCGGCCGUCAGACCUCAUCCAUGGGGAGGUGUUAGGCAAGGGCUGCUUUGGCCAGGCCAUCAAGGUGACACACCGGGAGACGGGUGAGGUGAUGGUGAUGAAGGAGCUGAUCCGGUUUGACGAGGAGACCCAGAGGACCUUCCUCAAGGAGGUCAAGGUCAUGCGAUGCCUGGAGCACCCCAACGUGCUCAAGUUCAUUGGGGUGCUCUACAAGGACAAGAGGCUCAACUUCAUCACCGAGUACAUCAAGGGGGGCACCCUCCGGGGCAUCAUCAAGAGCAUGGACAGCCAGUACCCGUGGAGUCAGAGGGUGAGCUUUGCCAAGGAUAUUGCCUCAGGGAUGGCCUACCUCCACUCCAUGAACAUCAUCCACCGGGACCUCAACUCACACAACUGCCUGGUCCGCGAGAACAAGAAUGUAGUGGUGGCCGACUUCGGGCUGGCACGGCUUAUGGUGGACGAGAAGCCACAGCCGGAGGACCUGCGAAGCCUCAAGAAGCCAGACCGCAGGAAGCGCUACACGGUGGUGGGCAACCCGUACUGGAUGGCGCCCGAGAUGAUCACCGGCCGCAGCUACGAUGAGAAGGUGGACGUGUUUUCCUUUGGGAUCGUCCUGUGUGAGAUCAUUGGGCGGGUGAGUGCCGACCCUGACUAUCUGCCCCGCACCAUGGACUUCGGCCUCAAUGUCCGAGGCUUCCUGGACCGCUACUGCCCCCCGAACUGCCCCCCGAGCUUCUUCCCCAUUACCGUGUGCUGCUGCGAUCUGGACCCUGAGAAGAGGCCCUCCUUCGUGAAGCUGGAGCAGUGGCUGGAGACCCUCCGCAUGCACGUGGCCGGCCACCUGCCACUCGGCCCACAUCUGGAGCAGCUGGACAGGGGCUUCUGGGAGGCCUACCGGCGUGGCGAGAGUGGACUGCCUGCCCACCCUGAAGUCCCUGACUGAGCUCGGCCUGCCCGGCUGCCCCCGUCCCCACCUCCGGAGAAUCCACCCCGCGCCAGAUUCUUCUGCAGGAGGUGGCCGAGUGUGGAGCCCUCAGCAGGGCAGCAGGCACCCAGACCCCUCCCCAGUGCCAGGCCCUGACUUGCCUUCUUCUACCCUGAGGGCUGUGGCCCCUGCCCUGUCUCUGUCCCCGGCUCCAGAGCUGGCCUGGCUGCACACACAUCAUCACCUCGCCCUGCCUUACCUCUGUCUUGGGGGGCCACCCCAUCCCGCUUCUUGCAUGAGCUGGCGGGCCCGUGUGCGUUGGCCCCGUCCCGCGCCUGCCGCCCCGGCCGUCCUGCACACGCUCCACCUGUCUGCAGCUCCUCCCAGGCUAGGCUAGAGAACGGCUCAGCCCGUGCCCUGUCACAGCUGGGUACGUAGGAGGGCGUGUCUCAGGGGAGAGGCCAUGCUCCCAUCAGCUAAGCGGGAAGUCUGGGGCCCAUCACCCCUGGGGGGUCUAGGUAGCAGCAGAUAUUGAUAGCUAUCCAAACCCCCAAAGCAGACGGAGGGCUGCUCCUGCGGGGGGUGUCCACGUUGGUAGGCAGCAGCCCUCUUCCUUUGGGUCUUUUCGUUUCUUUGUUGAAGCCACUUUAGUGAGAAGCAGGUCCCAGGCCUCGGGAGGAGGGAGGGCCCCUGGGCCAGAGCUGCUGGGAGGAGCAGCAGAGGGAGGUUGGGCAGAGUGGACAAGGCAAGUGUUCACCGGCACCCCAGCCCCCGACGUUCAUCUCGGGGCCCCUCCUGAAGCCUUCCCCCGCAGCCCCUGCCCACGCCUCCCCACGCCCCUCUGUCCUCUGGGUUCUUUCUGUGUAAUCUAUUUUUUAAGAAGAGUUUGUAUUAUUUUUUCAUACGGCUGCAGCAGCAGCUGCCGGGGGCUGGGGUUUUAUUUUUUGGCGGGCGGCGGUGGGGGGCCAUGUUGUCACUUUGCUUCAGUUGAGCGUCUAGGAAGUAGCAAAACUGUGAAGCCUUCUCAGUGCACUUUGAACCUGGAAAACAAUCUAAAUAGGCCCGUGGGACUACGACUCAGAGAGGUGGGACACUAACCUCCGUCCGGGAAUCGUGGUGUCUGAGGAACAAACCCAGACUCAGAACAAUAAAAUCAAUUCCGUGCUCCCC